AUGGCGGCCCAGUUUGCAGCAGCAGGAGUCCUCACCGGGCUUCUCGCUCUUGCAACAUUUGCAAGCUGCAACACUGAAGGUGACAUACUGUACAAGCAAAGGUUGGCAUGGAAGGACCCAAACAAUGUGCUGAAGAGCUGGGAUCAGACGCUUGCCAAUCCCUGCACCUGGUUCCAUGUCACCUGCAACAACAAUAACUCCGUCGUCCGUGUGGAUUUGGGCAAUGCAGGCAUCUCCGGCCCUCUGCUUUCAGAUCUUGGAGAACUUGAGAACCUCCAGUACAUUGAGCUGUAUGGCAACCGCCUGAACGGUUCGAUUCCAGAAACACUGGGCAACCUGACUAAUCUCAUCAGCUUGGAUCUCUGGGUCAACCUGCUUACCGGCCCAAUACCAUCUACGCUUGGUUCCAUCAGCACGCUGCGAUAUCUGAGGUUGUACCAGAACAACCUGACGGGGCCUAUACCAUCAUCGUUUGGCAAUCUGACUAACCUUCGGGAACUGAAGCUUCAAGAGAAUUCGUUGAGCGGCGCUAUUCCGGCCUCCCUUGGCAACGUCAAAACAUUACAGUUCUUGGAAUUAAACGGGAAUAUGCUGACUGGCACGGUUCCAUUGGAAGUCCUCUCCCUUGUCAUUGUUGGCAACCUGACCGAACUAAAUAUUGCUAGAAACAACCUGGAUGGCACUGUGACAUCGUCCGGACUGAGAGGUACUGACGUGAUUGUAAAUCCCAGUUUUGAUAGUGUCUGCGAUUAUCCAGGAUAUGCUGAAGACUGCAUGAUGGCUUGA
Messenger RNA from Miscanthus lutarioriparius, 786 nucleotides. NCBI's taxonomy places the organism in Eukaryota, Viridiplantae, Streptophyta, Magnoliopsida, Poales, Poaceae. The record is from the annotation of a GenBank genome assembly.